Messenger RNA from Cuscuta epithymum, 1752 nucleotides. The record is from the annotation of a GenBank genome assembly. Lineage: Eukaryota; Viridiplantae; Streptophyta; Magnoliopsida; Solanales; Convolvulaceae.
GUGAAGAACAGUAUCUAUCACAGCUGGUCAUCUUUUCCAAAUGUUCUCUCUCUCUCCCUUCUGCUACUCACUUCAUCAUACUACAUAAUAGUAUUUAUAAAUUCUUCUAUAAUAUUUACGGAUCGGAGUAGUAUAGUAUUUUUCCGUUCAAUUUUUGAUGCCUCUACCUUUUCUGCCUCGUCGUUUGUUUUCCGAGGAUUGGGGCAAGAAUUUUCCUGGCCACAAGGGUAAGCGGGGCAGUGAGAGUGAGGGGCGAUUGCAGAUUUGGAAUGGGUGGGGUGACGUCCUCAAUGGCGGCGAAGCUGGCUUUCUUCCCACCUAGCCCGCCGUCGUACAAAGUGGUCAAGGACGAGGUCACGGGGCUGCUGCUGCUUGACCCGUUCCCUCACCGGGAAAACGUCGACGUCCUGCGACUGAAGACCCGCCGGGGGUCGAGAUCGUGGCGCUGUAUGUCCGGGUAUCCGAUGGCCACCUCCACGGCUGCUCUACUCCCAUGGCAACGCCGCCGAUAUAGGGCAGAUGUAUGAGCUCUUCAUCCAGCUCAGCAUUCACCUCAAGGUGAAUCUUAUGGGGUAUGACUACUCCGGUUAUGGGCAGUCCACCGGAAAGCCAAGUGAACAUAACACUUAUGCGGAUAUAGAAGCUGCUUACAAGUCUCUUGAAGAAAGCUAUGGUGCUAAGCAAGAAGAUAUUAUCCUUUAUGGGCAAUCUGUUGGGAGUGGCCCGACUGUGGAUCUUGCUUCUCGUCUACCUCGACUAAGGGCAGUUGUUUUGCACAGUCCAAUCCUGUCAGGGUUAAGGGUCAUGUACCCUGUGAAGCGGACUUACUGGUUUGACAUCUACAAGAAUAUUGACAAAAUUACAUUGGUGAAAUGUCCAGUUUUGGUCAUUCAUGGAACAUCUGAUGAAGUGGUUGAUUGUUCCCACGGGAAGCAGCUAUGGGAACUAUGUCAGGAGAAAUAUGAACCAUUGUGGCUGAAGGGUGGGACCCACUGCGACUUGGAACUAUACCCAGAAUACAUAAGACACCUGAAGAAGUUUGUAUCAACAGUUGAGAAACCCCUUUCACAGCGUAGCAUCUCAAGGAAGAGUAUAGACCGGGCAGAGAAUUCCCGGAAAAGCACAGAUGGCCCGAGGAAAAGCACCGACAGGAGAGAGAAGCCGAGACACAGCACGGACAAACAGCCAGAAAAGCUUUUGAUGACGAACUUCAAAUUCUCCAGUGAAGAGAAGUUCUCAAAGCUGAGGAUUCCUUUCGAUCAUCAGAUGGAGAGGUCCCGAAGGAGUGUAGAGAUUUUUGAGAAGCCACGCAGAAGCAUCGAGCAACAGAUGGAAAAGGCUCGGAAAAGUGUUGAUUGGUUGGAAAGGAUUCGUGUUGGUUGAAUACUGCAAGCUGCAGCAGAGAGGACACUGUAAAUUUAGCUAAACCGCGGCUUGGGGGGAGGAGCCGAGGAGGAUAUUUCGGGGGGUCUGGUUAACUUAUAAUGGCCUAUGUUGUGUCCUUUAGCAUAUGUACUGGGGACUAUUUUUGUCUUUUGUAAUGUGUAUUUUUGUGUGGGAAAGGUAGAGAGAAAGAGAAAGAGAAAAAUUUGAUGAUAUGAUUGUGUUUUUGUUGGCUGAUUAUUAAGUAGCAUCAUUUUAGUUUUUGUAUAGGAAAUGCUUUUCUUAAACAUCAGAUUUUGGAUUAUUGAAAUUCCCAUCUUUAAAGAAUUUAUGUUGCCUUUACAUUCUGUAGUUGAUUUGAUAUGAUGA